Gymnogyps californianus (California condor) is the source of this 2391-nucleotide messenger RNA. RefSeq names its product NIMA related kinase 7 (gene NEK7). The record is from RefSeq and is a predicted model, not a curated record. The transcript has 10 exons. Lineage: Eukaryota; Metazoa; Chordata; Aves; Accipitriformes; Cathartidae. Gene Ontology annotation, biological process: protein phosphorylation. The coding region runs from base 91 to 999 and encodes 302 amino acids. Gene Ontology annotation, molecular function: ATP binding; protein kinase activity.
GGGGAGGAGAGGAGGCCGGUUCCGGGCCCCCGCGGCAGGAGAAGGCGGAGCCAGGCUUCCCGGACAUAAGGGACGCUUUUACGUGAUAGAAUGGAUGAACAGUCACAAGGCAUGCAGGGGCCUACUGCUCCACCAUUUCAGCCACAGAAAGCCUUGCGACCCGACAUGGGCUAUAAUACGCUUGCCAAUUUCCGAAUAGAGAAAAAGAUUGGCCGUGGGCAGUUCAGUGAAGUUUACAGAGCAACAUGCCUGUUGGAUGGGGUACCAGUGGCUCUGAAGAAGGUUCAGAUAUUUGAUUUAAUGGAUGCCAAAGCCCGUGCUGACUGCAUCAAAGAAAUAGAUCUUCUUAAGCAACUGAAUCAUCCAAAUGUAAUUAAAUAUUAUGCCUCAUUCAUUGAAGACAAUGAACUGAACAUAGUGUUGGAAUUAGCCGAUGCUGGAGAUCUCUCUAGAAUGAUAAAGCAUUUUAAGAAACAGAAGAGGUUGAUUCCUGAAAGAACAGUUUGGAAGUACUUUGUUCAGCUUUGCAGUGCCUUGGAACAUAUGCAUUCUCGUCGUGUUAUGCAUAGAGACAUAAAGCCAGCUAAUGUGUUCAUUACAGCUACAGGGGUAGUAAAGCUUGGAGACCUUGGACUUGGUCGAUUUUUCAGCUCCAAAACCACAGCUGCACAUUCUUUAGUUGGUACACCUUAUUAUAUGUCUCCAGAGAGAAUACAUGAAAAUGGUUACAACUUCAAAUCUGACAUCUGGUCUCUAGGCUGUCUGCUGUAUGAGAUGGCUGCACUGCAGAGUCCCUUUUAUGGUGAUAAAAUGAACUUGUACUCCCUGUGCAAGAAGAUAGAACAGUGCGACUACCCACCUCUCCCUUCAGAUCACUAUUCAGAGGAACUGCGACAGUUAGUUAAUAUGUGCAUCAACCCGGAUCCAGAGAAGCGACCAGACAUAACCUAUGUCUAUGAUGUAGCGAAACGUAUGCAUGCACACACUGCGAGCAGCUAAACAGACAUCAGAUCAUGAAGAAAAGAGCAGAAAUAACCAAGUAUUUUAAAUAAAUCAUCCCACCUUUGUUUGUGUGUUACAGAAAUGUAAUUAUUUGAAGCUUACUGUUGUGCUUUGAAUUGUAAACCAAUUUAUAUACAAGCUUUGUUGUUUUCUGUUUAUUUCUAUUUUUUGUAUUUUUUACUAACUUGCAGUUGUACAACAGGUUUAAAUAUGUAAAGCAUAAGUCUAAAAGAUACCGAGAACCACUGUUUUACAUGUUAAGUGGGUUCAAGUAUAUUUUCUUUAAUAACAAAAUUGUAUUCAGUUGGGCCUCAGUUCUAAAACACAGUUGCACUUUUGCACAUGAUACAGAUAUUAGGCUUAUUAUCCAGAAGCAAAAUGUCUGAAUCUCUCACCUUUUUAGUAAUUUAUGGAAAGUAUGAAUCAGCACAGUUAACUUUAUUUUAAUCUUUGUUCUAAGAGGAACAUAAUUAUUAUAGAAGGUUAUUGUAUUUUAUAUUGAAUUGUAGUUUGGAGUUCUCAGCAUAAGAGUAGACAGGCGAUAGGAUUAGUUCUCUGCUUGCCAAAUGUGAUGGGAAAACAGUUUCAGGAAAAAUUGUCAUGCUGAAAUUUUUGUAACAUCCCUUUUUGUUUUGUUAUUCUGUCAUAAUGCACAUAAAACAUUUGUUGGAGGUUUUCUAGGAAAAUUUGAGGUGUUGAUUCUGCAAUCUGAUCAUUUUCAAUAGACUUGUGCAGCACUGCCCUGGGGCAAUAGGAGUCUGCAUAGUUAAGUCUUAAAACCAUGCAGAUGCUUCUUGUAGCAAAUAGGGUUCUUUUGAGGCUAGCGUCUAUGAGAAGGUCUGAUUAAAAGAUGCGAUCUUGAAGUUAAAACUUCCCAACUGUUUAUGUAUAUGUCACUGUAGAUUUUUGUGUUUAAAAUAAUUUGAAUGACCUUACAGUAUAUUUAAGUUUUAAAGUGGUUUUUUUUUUUAAAUACAGAAACCUUUUGGAAAAGAUGUAAUAGCGUAGUAUAACACAAAAUGUAUUCUUCAUGAAUAUCUGGUUUUGAAUACUGCAUCCUGAGAAUUAGUUUUAUAUUUAGCAAAAGUAAAUUUUAGCUUUUAUGUUUAAGAGAAAGUUGCCACUCCUUCAUUUGGGAAAUAAAUAUAUAUGCAAAAUGUCUUACAAAUACUUUAUUAGUAGAAAAGGAAAUUCAGAAUAUUUUUGUUAGACCUUAGUACCUUUUUGGGUAUGCUUAAAUAAUAUUUCUAUUGUUAAGGAAGGAAGGUGUUUUAAGUGUGGUAAAAAUGGAGAAUGGACUGAAAUUUCUUGAGUUUCAAGACUGAACUCUUUAUACAGAACUGUCAAAACAUAAUUAUUACCAGUGAUAUUGCUGAGAAGCUGCUAUAG